Molecule: messenger RNA, 3472 nt
Organism: Thlaspi arvense
Lineage: Eukaryota; Viridiplantae; Streptophyta; Magnoliopsida; Brassicales; Brassicaceae
Source: the annotation of a GenBank genome assembly
UAUAAGAAGGCCAAAAUUGAAAAUCCAAUAAACUGGAUCUAAACGAACCCCACCUAAGCAAAAUAAUGUCCGGCGGCAAGAUUUAAUGAUAGAAUUUGGUCUCUGUCUACUUUGGAUCAUUCUCACAGAAUAUGCCCUUUUGCCCCGUCAAACUCUUCCUUUAGCCAUCUUCUUCUUCUUUUCUUCUUUUCUUCUUCUUCAUCAUUCAAAUUUGAUUAUUUGUUUCUGGUUUUUCCAGGUUUGUUUUCUCCACAAGAUGAUCGAUCGAUCCAUAUAAUCCAAUCAGCUUUCCUAAUUCGAAAUUCCAAGAUCGUCUGCGAUCUUCUGAAAACUCGAUUGACUUUUUCGAAUCUGAGUUUUGAUAAAAAUGAACGCCGUCGGUAGAAUCGGGAGCUACAUCUACCGAGGUGUAGGAACGGUCUCGGGUCCGUUUCACCCAUUCGGUGGCGCGAUCGACAUUAUCGUCGUCGAGCAACCAGACGGGACAUUCAAAUCGUCUCCUUGGUAUGUACGAUUCGGGAAAUUCCAAGGGGUUUUGAAGAACAGAAGGAAUUUGAUCAAGAUCGAGGUCAAUGGCAUCGAUUCAGGCUUCAAUAUGUAUCUGGCUCAUACAGGACAAGCUUAUUUCCUCAGGGAAGUCGAAGAUGUGAUUGGAGAAUCAGAGAGUGGUGAAGUCUACACUUUGUCUUCUGGCGAUGAAAUUGAAACCACGAGGGCAAAGAGUUGUGAUGUUGAUGAUGUUGAUAAAAUUAAGAUACCUUUGAAGUCCAAGAGCUGUAACUACGAUUCCGCUAGUCCUCGUAGUGGAAAUGGGAAGAUUGUGGGUAAGCCUGGGAUUCUAGGGUUUGUGUUUGGAGGUAGAUCGGUUAGGGAGAGUAAGCCAGAUGAAGUUAGCUCCAUGGAGAGAGCUGAGAUCGCUGCUGAUCUGUUAGAUGUUAAGUGGUCUACUAAUAUCGAUACGCGUAAGAACACCAAAGGUAAAGCUUCAGAGUCUUGUGAUGGUGAGACUAGUGCUAGUGAGGCUUCUGUUGUGGAUAGCGAUUCGAUAUUGGAGACUCCUCUAGUUGCGUCUCCUACAUUACAGUUUCUUGAUAAGAAAGAGCAGGAUUUUCGUGAAAGCAGCAAUGUGGAAGAUUAUUGUGAAGAGAAUUCACUUCUUGUUGAAAAUGGUUCUUGUGAAGCCGCAUUCUCUGUUACUAGUGAAGGGAGUGGAGAAGUAGACAUCUGUGUCGAAGCUAUGACUGUGGAGACGAGAAUCGAGAAACAGGAUUCUGUUACUAAAUGCGAUUUGGAUUCUAAGCAAGAACUGUUAUGUGCUCCUGAAUCUUUGGAAAGUGUGGCAAUGGGUUUAGCUGACCAAGCGGAUUUGGGGAACGUUGACACUUCUCAAGAAGGAAACAGCACUAGCUCUCCAGUUCACGAUGAAAGUAAGACCACCAUGGAAGAUAUUCGUUUGUCGGAAGGAGAAUUCGGAAUGUCUCUGUCAACAAGUGGAGCAAGCGCCCCGCAAGAAGAGAUGGAAGAGGAACAGUUUUCCUUUAGCGAUCUUGGCGAAUGUAAACCUGAUGGGAGUUCAGGAGGGUCAAGUUUUCCUGAUACAGUGAAAGCUGAUGGGAAAGACAUUUGUGAUGAGAAUGAAACUAGUGCUGAAAACGGCGUGGAAGACUCAAAGGGCUUGUCAGUGCCGAUUGAUAUAGAGAGAAGAAAGGAUAUCUCCGGAGAAGAGAUGGAGCGGUUGGUUGAAUCAUUGCCGAUUAUGCGGCUUCACAACGACGACGAUUUGGGUGCCACUCCUUGUCAGCCUUUGAGCCAGUCAUUCGACCCAUGUUCCAAUACUUCCAAAUGGGAGUUGAGAGAAGAUGAGUCGAGCUCGAGGGCUUUAGACACGGAGAACGUUGCUGACGGUAUCCCAAACUUAAAGGCAUUUAAACAUGUUAUCGCUAAUCCUGAAGUGGUGGAGCUCUCUCUCUGCAAGCACUUGUUACGUGAAGGAAUGGGAGCAGAAGCGGCUUCUCAGGCCUUCGAUUCUGGAAAACUGGAUAUGGAAAAGUUUUCUUCUUUGGGCCCAUUGGUCUUAGAGAAUGAUAAGCUUAUAGUGAAGAUUGGUGGCUGCUAUUUUCCAUGGGACGCAGCAGCUCCUAUUAUCUUAGGAGUGGUUUCAUUUGGGUCUACCCAAGUAUUCGAGCCCAAGGGCCUGAUAGCUGUUGACCGGAAUGAGAAACUUGGUGAUGUAUCAGCUCCGGGAGGUGGAAGCUGGAAGCUUUGGCCAUUCGGAAGAUCAAGGAACGAUGGAGAAGCUUCUUCUAAGGACGUUGCUGAACCUGAGGAGAAACAAGAAAUAUCAUCGCCAAGACCGGUGAAAAAGACGGUCAGGGCGCUAACUCCAACUUCCGAGCAGCUGGCUUCGCUAGAUUUGAAAGAUGGAAUGAAUUCAGUGACUUUUACGUUCUCCACCAAUAUUGUGGGUACACAACAGGUAGACGCCAGGAUUUACUUGUGGAAAUGGAAUGCUCGCAUUGUUGUUUCAGAUGUAGAUGGUACCAUCACGAGAUCGGAUGUCUUAGGCCAGUUCAUGCCUUUGGUUGGAAUAGAUUGGUCGCAAACAGGUGUUACACAUUUGUUUUCAGCUGUUAAGGAAAACGGAUAUCAGUUGAUCUUUCUAAGUGCACGCGCGAUUUCUCAGGCCUCAGUGACAAGACAGUUUCUAGUUAAUCUCAAGCAGGAUGGGAAAGCAUUGCCGGAUGGUCCUGUUGUUAUCUCUCCCGAUGGCCUCUUUCCUUCGUUGUUUCGAGAAGUAAUUAGAAGAGCACCUCAUGAAUUCAAGAUUUCUUGCUUGGAGGAAAUACGAGCAUUGUUUCCUCCAGAACACAACCCAUUCUAUGCUGGUUUUGGAAACAGAGACACUGAUGAGAUAAGCUACCUUAAAGUUGGAAUCCCUCGGGGAAAGAUCUUCACUAUUAACCCAAAGGGGGAAGUAGCUGUAAAUCGUAGGGUAGAUACAAGAUCGUACACAAAUCUUCAUGCUCUUGUCAAUGGAAUGUUCCCAGCUACAACAACCUCUUCAGAAAGGGAGGACUUUAACACAUGGAAUUUCUGGAAAUUGCCGCCUCCAUCGUUUAUGUGAUGAUGAUGAAGAAUUUGAUGAUGAUAACUGUGAUUGUGUUGAAGAAAUUCAGAUUAGAUGAUAGAUGGUGGCAUUAUUAACCAAAGUCCGCCGUAAAAAAAAAAGAAAAGAAAUGAAAGUCCAUCUUGACUUUUUUUUUUGUUCUUUAUUGGACCAUUAGUUUUGUUGGUUCUUUGUUUUUUUUUUUGUCACAUUGGUUUCAUAUCACAUUACGAUGUAUGCCCUAUGUUAUACAUGUGUAUAUAUAUAUUUCUAAAUAGCUGGGCAAUCUAAGAUAUUAUUUGCAAAGUGAUUUUGAGGAAUGGAGCUUUUUCAUUCAAUCUCACUAAAUAUUACCUAAGUAUUUUU